GCUGGAGAGACUACAUCGAGAAGACACUUGUGUUUCAAACCAAGAUCAGGUCAAUGAGAAGAUGGCCGACUGGAAGAAUUACAUCAACACUAUACUGAAGGACAAGAACGUGGAGGAUGCUGCCAUUGUGGGACACGCUGAUAACAAGUCUGUCUGGGCAUCCAAGCCAGGGGGAGUGCUGGCUGCCAUCUCCCCUCAGGAGGUCAGCAUGUUAACAGGACAGGAUCGCAAGGCUUUCUUACAAACUGGCAUUACCAUCGGCGGUAAGAAGUGCUCCGUCAUCAGGGACAAUCUGAUGAUCAACAACGAUGGGGUGAUGGACGUGAGGAUGAAGGGAGGGGUGGGUAAGAGCAUCUGCAUCGGCAAAACCAUCAAGACUAUGGUAUUUGUGAUGGGCAAGAAGGGGAUCCAUGGAGGAAUUCUCAACAAGAAGGUGCAUGAGAUGGGCAAUUUCCUGAAGCAGAAAGGCAUCUAG
Molecule: messenger RNA, 475 nt
Organism: Callorhinchus milii (elephant shark)
Lineage: Eukaryota; Metazoa; Chordata; Chondrichthyes; Chimaeriformes; Callorhinchidae
Product: profilin-3-like
Exons: 1
Coding region: 62-475 (137 amino acids)
Biological process (GO): actin cytoskeleton organization; positive regulation of actin filament bundle assembly; regulation of actin filament polymerization
Cellular component (GO): cytoplasm
Molecular function (GO): actin binding
Source: RefSeq, a predicted model, not a curated record